Suillus bovinus is the source of this 2112-nucleotide messenger RNA. RefSeq lists its product as uncharacterized. Lineage: Eukaryota; Fungi; Basidiomycota; Agaricomycetes; Boletales; Suillaceae. The transcript has 7 exons. The coding region runs from base 1 to 2112 and encodes 703 amino acids. The record is from RefSeq and is a predicted model, not a curated record.
AUGAAUCCCUAUGCCCCCUUCAACUCUCGGGUGGACUGGGAAGUUGCACGAUGGGCUAAAUUAUGCGGUCCAACUUCAACUGCAUUUUUGGACUUACUCACUAUCAAUGGAGUCCAUGAAAAGCUUGGUCUUUCUUACAAAAACUCAAGGGAAUUGAACAAGAUAAUCGACAAGCAGCUUCCUGGUCGCCCAAAGUUCAGGCGUGAACAAAUUGUCAUUGCAGGCGAGGCCUUCGACAUUUUCUAUAGGGACAUUAUAGAGUGUGUCAAGGCUUUGUAUGGCGACCCGGAUUUUGCAGAUUUUCUGGUCUUCUCACCAGAACACCACUAUGCAGACAAGGAACAAACUAAAAAGCUUGAUCAGUGCAAACCGGGUGCUACUAUCAUUCUGAUUAUCAUCUCAAGUGACAAGACUCAAGUGACGAUGUUCAGAAAUAAAACAGCCUACCCCAUCUACCUUACUAUCAGCAAUAUUCCUAAGGAAAUUCGCCGAAAGCCCUCUCACUGUGCCCAUAUUCUUCUCACUUAUCUUCCUACCACCUGUCUCGAGCACAUCACCAACAAGGCUUCACGAUGCCGAACCAUUGCAAACCUGUAUCACGCGUGCAUGGGCCAUAUCUUAGCACCACUGGAGGAAGCUGGUUUAGAUGGUAUUGUUAUGAAAAGUGGCAAUGGUAUCCUGCGUCAUGGUCAUCCCUUAUUUUCUUGUUUCGUUGGUGACUACCCUGAGCAAGUCUUGGCUACAGGAGUCAAAGCCACAGAAUGUCCCAAAUGCAACAUACCACCAGACAAACUUGGAAGCAUUGCUACACCUUUCAAGAUGCACAACCUUGAUGUUGUCCUCGAUGCAUUGGCUGCAAUUGACCAUGGAGAUAUCAAAUUUCAUCUCCUUGGUUGGCUGGCUGAGGCAUUUGGAGUAGCUGAAAUAGAUGCCAGAUGUCAGAGGCUCCCCCCAAAUCAUCAUAUUCAUCUAUUUACAAAAGGCAUCACUAGCCUCUCACGAAUUAGUGGUAUGGAGCAUAGCCAGAUAUGCCAUUUUCUACUUGGCAUCAUUGUUGACAUCCAACUCCCCAACCAACUUGCACUGUGUCAUCUCAUACGAGCUGUCAGAGGUUUACUUGACUUCUUGUACCUCGCGCAAUAUCCUUGCCAUAGCUCUGAAACGUUGAGUCUCCUUGUGGAAGCUCUUGAUCUUUUUCAUGACAACAAGCAGAUCUUUGUUGACCUUGGAAUACAAAACAAUUUCAAUCUCCCAAAGCUCCAUGCAGCCCGGCACUAUAUGUUGAUGAUCCAAACUUUUGGCACAACUGACAAUUAUAAUACAGAAUAUACUGAAUGCCUUCAUAUUGACUUGGCCAAAGAUGUGUAUCGUGCGACGAACCACAAAGAUGAGUUUGUCCAAAUGACUCAAUGGCUCGAACACAAAGAAAAGAUCCAUCCAAGUGUGAAAGGUGUCCCAAUUCAGAAAUUAGUCACGGAGUAUGGGGCCACAUACUUUCGCGAGGCACUUGCAAGAUAUGUUGCACAACUGCAUCCUCCACAUGAAGCCACCACUCGUCGCCGCCUUGAAGACCUUGCUGCCACAAUUCACCUUCCAUUCUGCACACUUCCCGUGUAUCACAUAGUCAAAUGGCAAUCUGUUGAUGCACAGGGACAUGGUGAUCGGUGUGUCACAGUGGAUAGCGUGCACAUCAAGCCUCGCCAUGUAGCCACCAGUCAAACAGGCACUGACGUCCCAGCACGAUUUGAUACUGUGCUUAUUAAUGAUGGGACUGGCCAUUCUGUAGGUAUUAAAGGCUACCGUGUGGGUCAGAUUUGCGUCAUAUUCUCGAUCCCGCAGAAUUCUACCCCAACGAUGUUCCCUACCACAAUCCAGCCUCCCAAACAUCUCACCUAUGUAGAGUGGUUCACUUGGUUUCCUCUUACAGCUGAUUCAAACCAUGGAAUGUUCAAAGUCAGCUGUGUUGUACAAUUGGGUGAGAGAGUUGCAAGCAUUAUACCUUUCGGACCUGUCACACCUCAUCAAUGGACAAGUAGUGAAGUCCUCAAACAAUGUAACACUUUUUUUGUUAAUUCUUAUAUUGAUCGUCAUACAUUUGUGACAAUUAGAUAG